AUGGCUUCAUUGUCAGUGCUGUAUCAUUUUGAUCGCUGGGCAGCGCUGCAGGUCCAUUUCAAGCUGCUUUUAACCCGGAAAGAGUCCCCGCGGACCUUUAACAAGUCGGGAAGUGUGUGUUUAUGCUGCCGACUGUUAGCCAACAUGGCGCUGGACGUGAAAACCAGGGCAAAACGAUACGAGAAACUGGACUUCCUGGGAGAGGGUCAGUUUGCCACAGUGUACAAAGCCAGAGAUAAAGUGACUGACAAAAUAGUUGCGAUUAAAAAGAUUAAGGUUGGCCACAGAACUGAGGCAAAAGAUGGGAUAAAUCGGACUGCUCUCAGAGAGAUCAAACUGCUCCAGGAGCUGCAUCAUCCAAAUAUUAUUGGGCUGUUGGAUGCCUUUGGACACAAAUCAAACAUCAGCCUGGUGUUUGAUUUCAUGGAGACAGACCUGGAGGUUAUUAUCAAAGACACUAGUCUAGUCUUGACUCCAGCAAACAUCAAAGCCUACAUCCUCAUGACUCUUCAAGGAUUAGAAUAUAUGCACCAUUACUGGGUCCUACACAGGGAUCUAAAACCCAAUAAUCUGCUGCUAGACGGUAAUGGAGUGUUGAAGUUGGCUGAUUUCGGUUUGGCAAAAGCGUUCGGCAGCCCGAACAGGGUCUACACACAUCAAGUUGUUACCAGGUGGUACCGCUCUCCUGAGCUGCUGUUCGGUGCCAGGAUGUACGGUGUGGGUGUCGACAUGUGGGCUGUGGGAUGCAUCUUGGCAGAGCUUCUGCUCCGGAUACCUUUCCUUGCUGGAGACUCCGAUCUCGACCAGCUAACCAAAAUCUUUGAGGCUCUUGGAACGCCUACAGAGGAGACGUGGCCGGGAAUGAGUAGUCUACCCGACUACGUAUCCUUCAAGAUAUUUCCAGGCACACCUCUGGAACAUAUAUUUAGUGCAGCUGGAGACGAUUUACUUGAGCUACUACAGGGCCUCUUUACCUUUAACCCCUCCACAAGGACCACAGCUACACAGGCUCUAAAGAUGAAGUACUUUAGCAAUCGACCAGGUCCCACUCCUGGUCCCCAGCUACCGCGACCAAACUGCUCUGCUGAGGCUCUGAAAGAAAAAGAAACAGUUGGGCUCAAGCGGAAAAUAGAAGGACUGGAGACAACUGUAAUGAAGAAGAAACUUAUUUUCUGACCAGAUGGCACCUGAUGAAUCAGAAGAUGACCACCACACAGCUCAACCUCCUGUAUUACCCAGGACUGGAAUUAAAUAUAAUCCAAAACUUUAUGAGGCUGGCUCAGGCAAGGUUGAUUUGGAGACUUUUUAGAAGCUGUUGCCAUUACAUGGGUGUUUUACCUCAGGGUUAGUUUGAAUAAAUGUACGAUGCUGUUGUUGUGUUCAACACUCCAGGAAAAGACAUACAGCAGAGACUGUCUGGACCAGUGGUGUUGGUUCUGGAUCUGAUGCCUAAACUCUGAGAGCCUGUUACUAUAUUUCUAUUUAUGAGACUCGAGGGGAUCACAACCAAACUAGCAUGGUUGAUUUAUUUCAUGAACACAUAUUUGUAUUUUUUUUUAAUCAGUAGAUUCCUGUUUUCAAGCCAUGAAUUGAGGAUUAUGAAUUCCAGAAGAGGCUUCAAAGUAUAAUCCAUGUCUUUUUAAAGGUGACUAGAAAUUCUGGCUGAAUGGUGACAUGACAGCUUUGGCAAAACCAGCACAGAGAGCUCCUGCAGUCCUCCAACAGUGAAGACUAUAAAAUGUAUGAGCUGUUCAUCAAGAUCUACCCAUGUUUGAAAAAAAAAAAUCCCAAUGGAAUAUUAAGAUAUUUGUAUAAUAAAUCAAAUGGAAAAACACUCGGAUUGUUAAUGUCUAAGUCACAUGAUAUAUGUCUUACCACUGUCCCACAGUUGUGAGUGGCUGGUCAUAUACGGACAGACAUUUCCAUUUCAUCUUUCUCCAUUAACAAUUACGGAUGGACCUCUAAACUGCCUGGCUGUCAUUUGCUUCAUGAAUUAUCUGUAAAAAAGUGCCUCUUAAACAAAA
This is a messenger RNA of Menidia menidia (Atlantic silverside), 2024 nucleotides long. NCBI's taxonomy places the organism in Eukaryota, Metazoa, Chordata, Actinopteri, Atheriniformes, Atherinopsidae. The record is from the annotation of a GenBank genome assembly.